Molecule: messenger RNA, 924 nt
Organism: Hyaloscypha bicolor E
Lineage: Eukaryota; Fungi; Ascomycota; Leotiomycetes; Helotiales; Hyaloscyphaceae
Exons: 3
Coding region: 1-924 (307 amino acids)
Source: RefSeq, a predicted model, not a curated record
AUGAUACUACCAUUAGCUGCGAUCAUUACUGAGAUAUGCUCUACCCAAAACACCUAUAUCAAGAUUUUGUCAGGGCCACUGAAAGGUGGCUCCAAUACUAUAUAUGAGAUCCAAUCUGAGGACGGGGAUCGUUGGUGUCUUCGAAUCCCCUACGAUGCCGACGCAGCUAGAUUUGCUACAAAAGGGACUGUCGUUCUAAAGGAUGCAAAAGAGAAGUGCCCAGCGCUUCUAGUACCUGCUAUUGUUUAUCAAUCACAGUAUUAUACUGUUAUGGACCAUCUUGAUGGAGAGGCUCUUAAAUCCUGGAAUACGCAAGUGUUACCAAAAGAACGAUGUCAAGUUUUGCUGGAUGGCCUUGCGACCUUCCUGUUUUCCCUAUGGACCUUAGAAGAGGCACAAGACACUCAAGUGUAUAGAUUACAAGAUGACCUAGUGCCUUAUCCAGACGAUGGGGUUGCUAUAUUUAAGCAUGGAGACUUGAAUGCAUGGAACGCGGUUGUGAACGAAAGAGGCCUCUCCGGUGUUGUGGAUUGGGAUACCUCCCGAUUCGCGCCUGCCCCUUCAGCUAUCCAGUACCCUAUUUUUAUUGCGGAUAUUCCGGGGUGGCUAAAUGACGAUGUCCCUAAAGAGAUGAUAUUUGAAGAAGAUCGAGCCUAUUCAGAGCAUGCAAUAGGGAAAUUAGAUGCGAGUUCUGAAAACCCUGGGCGGAUUGAGUAUCUACUAAGAACUUCAUUUGAGAGGCAAUUCUUAGAACUGUUGCUUCGUAACCGGAAGAUCAACGAUGAGUAUGUUCAACGAAUAUUAAAGCAUGAUGCUAUACUAGAUGAGAAUGCGGCCCUCGAGCAGUUAGAAGAUUUUGUUUCUGUCAACGAGUUAAUGCGAGCGCUCCCUGUAGUAUUAAAAUUGCGAAGCAGGCUUAUUUGA